UUUAUUUAAAUUAAAAAAAAAAAAAGGUUUCACUUCUGCAGCCAUGCUAGUGUGUUCUGUGUUAGCGGAACAACAUGAGAAAGGGACACACUGGCUAAACAUAGCCAGUUGGCAACAUACUGCGUUUGUGUGAGUGCCAGAGCAGCGCGAGGAUGAGCAUUUGUAACAUGUUGACGCAGCUAGCAACCAGCUAACGUUAGCAAACACGAAGCUACCCUGUGGUCGCGCAGCAAGGUUAAUGACCCAAACUUUUGCCUCAACCAAAGCAGGAGGAGCUUGGUGAAAAGAGGAUGGAUGGAGUCAGCUGGAGCGCCACCAGGGCCCAGGAGUCGUUCAACCGACCCACAACCGCCGCAGACACUCUCUCCAAGCUCGCCAGCUUCAUCGCACGGUCUGAGACAAAACCACACGCAGGAAACCAGAGGCAGCAACCAUCCCACCUAGCCACAUAUGUUUGUCCAGAAUGUGGUAAGGGCUUCCCAUAUGCCGCAGACCUGUUGCACCACCAGGAACAGAAGCACACGCUACCUAAGCCUCACCGGUGUCCCUCCUGUGGACAGGAGUUCUCUCUGAGGUCGUCCUUACAGUUACACAGGUGUCCUGCAUGUACAAAUCACACCCCGGAUCCUAGCAGGCUACAGGACAAGUCACCUCACCGCCAGCCUCACCUCAUGGACAGUAGCCCUUAUGCAUGUGCCCCGUGUGGAAGAGGCUUCAGCCAGAAGCAGGCUUUGCUGCACCAUCAGCAGGCUGGUUGUAAUGAACCACCAUCCCCAUCAGAUAUAGUGGAUGCUAGUAGCCUUCCAGAUGACUCUCCACCAGCAUCUGAGGGAGACUCCACCCGCUCAGAUUCUUCAGAUACACCAGGGUUGGGCAGCAGAACUGCGAAAAUGUGCCAGUUCUGUUCAAGAAUCUUCCGCACAGAGGCUGGACUGCAACGCCAUAAACAGACCAGCCACACAGAGGAAUGGCUGAUGACUUCACUGGGACAAAAGACCAAAGCAGGUGGGACUGGUGGAGAAGUGACAAAAGGAGAGAAUAGAAAGGUGUGUGUAGAUCCAAUUAAUAGGCCAAAGUCUAAAAACAAGCUUCUGAGCUGUCGCUCUUGCGACAUGGUUUUCAGGAGCACCUCUAAGCUGUACCUGCACAGAAAAGAGAAGCACAGCAGGGAGAAAAAUAUCAGAGAGCCAAGGCCAGUCAUGAGCAAGUGCAGGAGAAGAGGCACGUAUCCAUGUCAGGUCUGUGGAAAAAUCUUCUUCCAUCAUUUGUCACUUAGAGCACAUUACAAACAGCACUCAGCCUCAAGCUUCACCUUGAUCAAAAAUACAAGCCAGUCCGUAGGAUGUACCACCAAAGACUACAGCUUAACAGAAGAUAGACCAAACAAAAUAAAAAUGAACCUAGCAGAUAACAAGACUGUGAGGGCUGGUCCAAGGACGCCUGGGAAAGUGGCCGUGGUUACUUAUCCAGAGCGAUGCCGAGAAUUGCCAGAGGUGGCGAAGGCGGCGGCGGUGGUGGUGGUAGACGAGGAGGAGGAGGAGGAGGAGGAGGAAGAGGAGGUUGAGAGAGAGUUCCCAUGCCCCUCCUGUGCAGAGGUUUUCUCUCUGCAGUCACAGCUAAGGGAGCAUGUGGAGCUCCACCAGUCCGCCGUGAAGAGGAGGCAGUGCAGUGUGUGCACAAAGGAAAUGGACACCUGCAAAUGGCCGGGCUCAAAGAGACACAGGCUGUACCACUGUGUGCCCUGCCAGCAGGGCUUCUCAGCACUGGACUCUUUCCUAGAACACUGUCAGGAGCACCUGCGAGUCAGGGUGGAGGAGGACAGUAUCACAGAGGGCUACACACAUCCAGCCAGCAAAGCCUGAGAUUCACUGUGAAUGUCAUCAGUGAUUGCCUUUUUGCCUUGAAGAGUUAGAGAGCAGAUAGUCAUGAAAUCUGUUAUUCUUUUUGAUGAACCAGUUAAUUGAUUGAAGCAUUCAGAACAUGUUUUACACCUCUGCUUUUGGUUGAAUGUUAUCUACACCAAUAUAUCAAGGGUUAGAGAGAAUUGAUUGUUAAAGGAACAUACCAGGGGUUUUGCGUGUUUUAUAUUGCCCUUUACUAUGAAUCACAUAUACUUUACUGCCAACCAGUUUCUAUAACUUACCAUAGUUCUGUUCAGAUUUUCAAGUGUUCUGUGACUAGUCACCUGUUUCUUUUUCAGUACAUAAUUUUAUUCAGUUUGUGACCACAAACUGGGGGUGGCAUGCAGAAACUAUAAUGUUUCUUUGAUAGAGUUUGGCAUGACUGACACACCAUGGUUUUGUACAGAUUACUUUGAUUCCCAAAACAUCUAAAGUUAAAGGGACAGUUCACCCAGUAGUGCUCUUUAUCCAUCUAGGCUUAUCACCACUAAAAAGUAAACAUGAAUGCACUCAUUGAUAAGAGGAGCUAACUAAACUAGCAAAAUGUUACAGCUCAGCUGAGGAGGAGGGAUCCUUACAUGCCGCACUGUACGAGCCUCUCGUCCACGAGUAGAUGCAUACUGCUGUGAAAAUAGAAAAUAGGUUCUAUAUGGAACAGCUCACAGUAAGGUCUGUGAUUUAUCGUGGAUAACAAGGUCACAGUCAAACUACAAGUGGCGUGCCUAUCUCAACUCACACCAAGACAAUCUAGAUGGAUAAAAAGCACUACAGGUAAAAGGAAAACUCCCCAUUGAGAUUUGACUCCAGGCCAUCUGCACAACCAUAGCCAAAGCACUGCCAGAGAUGUGUUGUAGCUAGAGUCUAUUUUUAAACCAGACAUCUGGAGUGUUUUAGCUAUCAUCAUAAAUGUCUUCUGCUGUAUUGUAGUUCUUUUUCUUGCAGUUUCGGCAAUAAUUGAUCAUAGAUUGGUGGGAACUCUGGUGUGUCACUUUUUGGACUGUCACUGGACCUGGCUAUCUGCACUAACUUUGUAGCCCUGCUCAGAGCACUAGAUGGAAGUUAAGCUCUUUAAAUCCCAAGGUAUGAAUAAAAUCACAAGUGUGAAAUGUUUUGAGCGUUUUCAUGUGCUGUUGAAAGCUUCCAACAUCUCGCAGUGGUCAUAAUAUAUGGAAUGAACAAAUAUGUAAUGGCUGUCAUUGAUGGUAAUAUCUAAAACCAUACCUUUUCAUUAUCGCCUGUUUUUGUAGCUGGCAUGAUUGGAUGAUAUUACCUAGCUAUGCAAACCGAUAAACUGGCAGCCCUUCAGUUUGUGUGAUGCUUGAAGUGUUCUUUGGUGAAUGAACAAGGAUCAACUAGG
Molecule: messenger RNA, 3258 nt
Organism: Acanthopagrus latus (yellowfin seabream)
Lineage: Eukaryota; Metazoa; Chordata; Actinopteri; Spariformes; Sparidae
Exons: 2
Coding region: 291-1862 (523 amino acids)
Biological process (GO): positive regulation of DNA-templated transcription; negative regulation of DNA-templated transcription; regulation of transcription by RNA polymerase II
Cellular component (GO): nucleus
Molecular function (GO): sequence-specific DNA binding; DNA-binding transcription factor activity, RNA polymerase II-specific
Source: RefSeq, a predicted model, not a curated record